Messenger RNA from Rubroshorea leprosula, 1160 nucleotides. Lineage: Eukaryota; Viridiplantae; Streptophyta; Magnoliopsida; Malvales; Dipterocarpaceae. The record is from the annotation of a GenBank genome assembly.
UCUCUCUCUUGCUCUGUUCCUAAACCCUAACUAAACCCUAAUCGCGCCUUCUGUGAUUCCCCCUUUUCCUAAUCGAAAACCAUUCUUCGGGACUUUCACUUUUGUUCCUUCAUCCUUCGUUCUCUCUUCGUCCAAUAAUGGCAACAAGGCUUAUGUUCGAGAACUCAUGUGAGGUUGGAGUGUUUUCUAAAUUGACCAAUGCAUACUGUUUGGUAGCAAUUGGAGGAUCAGAAAGCUUCUACAGCACAUUCGAGGCUGAGUUAGCAGAUCACAUCCCUGUUGUUAAAACAUCCAUUGCCGGUACUAGGAUCGUUGGACGAAUUUGUGCUGGAAACAAAAAUGGGCUCCUCUUGCCACACAAUACAACCGACCAAGAGCUUCAGCAUUUGAGAAAUAGUCUACCUGAUCAAGUUGUUGUCCAGCGUGUUGAUGAGAGGCUUUCUGCCCUGGGGAAUUGCAUAGCAUGCAAUGACCAUGUUGCUCUCACACACACUGAUCUUGACAGGGAAACAGAGGAAUUGAUUGCAGAUGUUCUUGGAGUAGAAGUUUUUAGGCAGACAAUAGCUGGAAAUAUUCUUGUGGGGAGCUACUGCACCUUCUCUAACAGAGGUGGUUUGGUACACCCCCAUACGUCAAUUGAAGACUUGGAUGAACUUUCAACACUUCUUCAGGUACCUUUGGUGGCUGGGACUGUUAACCGUGGCAGUGAGGUGAUAGCUGCUGGCAUGGUUGUGAACGACUGGACAGCGUUUUGUGGUGCAGACACUACUGCAACCGAACUUUCUGUCAUUGAGAGUGUUUUCAAGUUAAGGGAAGCCCAGCCUACAGCCAUUGUUGAUGAGAUGAGAAAAUCAUUAAUUGACAGCUAUGUAUAAGUCAACUGAACGAUGAGUCCUGUGAGGUUGAUACAAUAAUCCCUAAGUGCUUAUGAUUAGGCUGCAGCCCAGCUAUACUCAUAAUUUUUGACAUGCAAGUUAUUUUAUGUACGAAAAAAAUAGCAUAUAUUAUUUUCCCCUUUGAAAAAGUGUUGUGUUUUCAUUUGUUUGAAACUGAGAGUUUCGUGGGCGGUUUUGUUUGAAUUGCAGAUGAAUCUUUUGAAAGAGAAGAUCCUUUUAUUUGGAUUGACCAUAAGAAUCUAUGAAUGAAACCUGUGCUUUGAU